CCAGGAAGUAGUACAUGGGGGUGUGGAGGUGGGAAUCCACCUGGAUCACCAGCAGGAUGAGGAGGUUCCCCACCACCAGUGGAUUGGAUGUUCCUCAAAUUAUAUAGUCACAGGGAAAAGAAAUAAAAAGGUAUGAAGAACUGAAGAAAACUGUGGCUGGAGAACUAGACAUCUCUGACAGAAAAGGAGCAUUUCUUCACUAAUUUCUAAGAUGCUUCUGCCUUAUGGCAACAAGAAACAAGGCAUUGCCAUCUUUGAGCCUCUGAGAGAAAUGUCACGAGGAUUGGAAAAAGAAGAGAUACUCACCUAGAGGCUUCAGGAGGGAGGUUUCCCAGAAGAGAAUGGGUGUGAGAAACUGUUCCACAGUGCCCGAGUUUUUUCUUUCAGGAUUAACUGACCAACCAGCCCUUCAGCUGCCCCUUUUCUGCCUCUUCUUAGGGAUGUACAUGGUCACUGUGGUGGGAAACCUUGGCAUGACCUCAAUUAUUGGGUUGACUGAUCAACUCCACACCCCCAUGUACUUUUUCCUCAGUUGUUUGUCUUUUAUAGAUGUCUGCUAUUCUUCAGUCAUUAUCCCCAAAAUGCUGGCAGGGUUUCUAUGCAAAGGUAAAAGGAUCUCCUAUUCUGGAUGCAUGACUCAGCUGUUUCUCUUCUGUAUUUUUGUCAUUUCCGAAUGCUACAUGCUGGCAGCAAUGGCCUAUGAUCGCUACGUUGCCAUCUGUAGCCCACUGCUCUACAACGUCAUCAUGUCCCCUCGGGUCUGCUCUCUGCUGGCGGCUGCAGUCUUCUCAGUAGGUUUCACCGAUGCCAUGAUUCAUGGGAGUUGUAUCUUAAGGCUGUCUUUCUGUGGAACAAACAUCAUUAGACAUUAUUUCUGUGACCUCGUCCCCCUUAUUAAACUCUCCUGUUCCAGCACUUCCAUUGAUGAGCUUUUGAUUUUUGUCAUUGGUGGAUUUAACAUGGUGGCCACCAGCCUGACAAUCUUCAUUUCUUAUGCUUUUAUCCUUUCCAGCAUCCUCCGCAUCAACUCUAGGGAGGGCAGGUCCAAAGCGUUUAGCACCUGCAGCUCCCACCUGACGGCUGUGCUUGUAUUUUAUGGCUCUAUCAUGUUCAUGUAUCUCAAACCCACUUCCGGCAGUUGGGUCACCCAGGAGAAAGUGUCCUCAGUGUUUUACACCACCGUGAUUCCCAUGGUGAAUCCCCUGAUAUAUAGUCUGAGGAACAGGGAAGUGAAAAAUGCACUGAUGAAACUCUUAAGAAGAAAAAUAUCUUCAUAA
Choloepus didactylus (southern two-toed sloth) is the source of this 1277-nucleotide messenger RNA. Its product is annotated as olfactory receptor 8D4-like. Gene Ontology annotation, molecular function: G protein-coupled receptor activity; odorant binding; olfactory receptor activity. The transcript has 4 exons. The coding region runs from base 342 to 1277 and encodes 311 amino acids. The record is from RefSeq and is a predicted model, not a curated record. Gene Ontology annotation, biological process: G protein-coupled receptor signaling pathway; sensory perception of smell. Lineage: Eukaryota; Metazoa; Chordata; Mammalia; Pilosa; Megalonychidae. Gene Ontology annotation, cellular component: membrane.